Messenger RNA from Ipomoea nil (Japanese morning glory), 1718 nucleotides. RefSeq names its product probable leucine-rich repeat receptor-like protein kinase At2g33170. Gene Ontology annotation, molecular function: protein binding. The record is from RefSeq and is a predicted model, not a curated record. The transcript has 4 exons. NCBI's taxonomy places the organism in Eukaryota, Viridiplantae, Streptophyta, Magnoliopsida, Solanales, Convolvulaceae. Bases 98 to 1492 code for a protein of 464 amino acids.
AUAUGUUUGGGUCUUCAGAUAUGAGUCAAUCCUGCAACUCCCAGUAGUAAUUCACUCUUUUAAACAAAAUUUUCCUCAGCUCCUUUAGUUUGCAUAUAUGCAUAUAUAUAUGAUGAGAUCCUUCACAGAGAACAUGGUAUCAAUGGUUUUGGUUGUUGUAUUGGUAUCCCUUUGCAUGACAAAAUCAAAUAGCUCAGCUAAUGAUGAUGAGGCUGCUUUAUUGGCAUUCAAAACAGCAAUUACAUCUGAUCCCUUUGGCAUCUUGUCCAACAACUGGUCUUAUCACACUCCAUACUGUGAUUGGAUUGGUGUUACAUGUAGCGGUAGGCACCAAAGAGUGACCCAAUUGAAUCUCUUCAAUAUGGGUUUCAACGGAACCAUUCCUGAGGAAAUUGGUGGCCUCUCAUUCCUUUCAACUUUCAACAUCAGCGCUAAUAGUCUCCAUGGCCAUAUUCCAGAAAGCAUUGGAUUAUUGACCAAACUCCAGAGUUUGGAUUUGUCCUACAACAAUCUCACGGGAAACAUUCCUGCAAAUAUAUACAACAUUUCUUCCAUGCAAUUUGUAGACUUGAGAAACAAUCUUCUCUCAGGGACGCUCCCAGAGGGCAUUUGUGAUAAUUACUUCAGGCAGCUUCAAGGCUUGUAUCUUUCAGGGAAUCGAUUGAGUGGUGAGAUUCCAUCAAGUUUACCCAAAUGUAUGGAGCUUAGAUUUUUGAAUUUAGGAGACAAUGAAUUUCAUGGAAGCAUAGCACCUGAAAUUGGCAACUUUUCCAAGCUCGAGUGGUUAAUGCUAUAUGGCAACAAUUUGACAGGAGAUUUACCUUGGACAAUCUUCAAUAUAUCAUCAUUAGUAAGGCUUAAUAUUCGCAUGAAUGAAAUCUCUGGAAUCCUUCCAAACGACCUCUGUUAUCAAAUUCCGGAAUUGGAGUAUUUGGAUAUUUCCAUAAACCAAAUUCAUGGAGAAAUCCCUCAAGCUCUAUCCAGUUGCAGGCGACUUCAAAAGCUUUCCAUGUCUAAAAAUCAACUCUCCGGAAGAUUCCCUACUCAAAUUUGUAACAUAUCAUCUCUUCAGGAGCUUUAUCUUACGAGAAUGAACUUGACAGGGUACUUGCCAAAGGGGAUUGGAAAGUUGUCAAUCCUUCGAGACUUUAGAGUUUAUGUAAAUCGCUUGACUGGUACAAUACCCCCUUCAAUUGGCAAUAUAUCGACUUUGGAGAAUUUUAUUGUUUUUGAAAACAAUUUGGGUGGUUAUAUUCCUUCAGAGCUAGGAAAGCUAUCAAGUCUUAAAGGUUUGUCACUUAGAUCAAAUAAUUUUAGUGGUGAAGUACCAUCCUCCAUUUUCAACAUCUCUGGAUUACAAGUGAUUGAGUUGUCAUGGAAUAAACUUUUUGGCAAUCUUCAACCAGGCCUAAGACAUUGGAUUUCACCAAGUCUUGAAGGACUUCUUCUCUACGGUAACCAAUUUAGUGGAACCAUUCCUAGCAAACCAUAGUCUACUGUAUAACAACUGCACAUACGCUAAGAUCCACAAUGCUAUGUGAACUCUGAUCCAUGGUAUAAGGGAUUGCGCCCCAACUAGGUAGGCCCUUUGGCCUAGUAGAGAUUUUGGAAGGAAUGGUUGGCUAUAGUGGUGCAAUUGGACCGUUGAAACAUCCUAUCCUAAGUCAAAUGUUGUCAAAUGAGUAUGUAAUGCGAGUGGUUAGAGCACUAUGGUUGAA